This is a messenger RNA of Spinacia oleracea (spinach), 2435 nucleotides long. RefSeq names its product protein DETOXIFICATION 53. The transcript is spliced from 3 exons. Gene Ontology annotation, cellular component: membrane. Lineage: Eukaryota; Viridiplantae; Streptophyta; Magnoliopsida; Caryophyllales; Amaranthaceae. Gene Ontology annotation, molecular function: antiporter activity; xenobiotic transmembrane transporter activity. Gene Ontology annotation, biological process: xenobiotic detoxification by transmembrane export across the plasma membrane. The record is from RefSeq and is a predicted model, not a curated record. The coding region runs from base 426 to 1955 and encodes 509 amino acids.
GAAACCUUCGUUUGCUGCAACGAAUACCAGUAGUAGUUUCAAGUGUUAGUCCCACCUUAUAAUUUUGUAGGAGUCCAAUUCUCAAUCUAUCUCUCUUUCGUUAAACCAAAGUUUCUCCUCUCUUACUUCUUUUCGCCCCAAUAUUUUCUGAUAACCUUACAUGGGUUGCAAACUUAGCAACAUUUAUACCAAAUAAUACCGUAAUUGAGCUCAUAAAAGCGUACUCAUAACACCAUCACUCCAUCUUCUUCGUUCCCUAUAAUAAAAUCGCGCAUGACCAAGAAAACUGGAUACUUUCGACUCGUGCUAAGGAAAAUCUCUUUUAGUUCAGUCCGUGCCACGGAACUGUGAUUUUCAUUGUAGCCCGUACAACAACAAUAAUAAUAAUAACAAAGACGACAACACAGUAUAUAACCCGAGAAGCUAUGUGCCCCGCGAAUGAAUCUGGGGCAAUUACCGAUAGUAACCCGUUGAUCCGAACUGGUAUAGAAGAAAAGCAAGAAUGUGACAAUGUUAGCAGCAACCAACCACAUUUUCAUGGUAUCCUCCAUCGUCUCCCAUUGAGCGAGUUAGCAGAGGAUCUGAGAUCACUUGGGAAGAUUGUAUGUCCAGUAACAACAAUGACAUUGUUGCUCCACUCAAAAUCUGUCAUCUCCAUGCUAUUUCUCGGUCAUCUAGGAGACGCACCGCUAGCAGGAGGAGCUCUAGCAAUCAGCUUUGCUAAUAUUACCGGAUUUUCAGUGAUAAAAGGCAUGAGCAUGGGAAUGGAACCUAUCUGUUGCCAAGCUUUUGGGGCAAAGAAAAUGUCAGUUAUUAGCCAAACAUUUCAAAGAACUCUUUGCUUGCUCCUCCUUACCGCGAUUUUCAUCUCUUUCCUUUGGCUCAACAUGGAACCAAUCCUCUUGUUUCUUGGCCAAGACAGAGAUAUUAUUGAUGUUGCCAAACUCUACUUGCGAUUCUCCAUCCCUGAGCUUAUUGCUCAGGUUCAUCUCCACCCUUUAAGGUCCUUCCUAAGGACACAAUGCAUUACAAAACCGUUAACUAUUGCUACUUCAAUAUGCCUAUUCUUUCACCUUCCAAUCAACUACUUUUUCGUCAUAUAUCUCAAGUUAGGUGUUAAGGGUGUUGCAUUAGGAUCAGCGUGCAACACUAUAAAUUUGGACAUCAGUAUUCUCAUUUACCUCCUAUGUUCGAACAUGGAGCUCAAGCCAUGGCACGGUCUAACUAUUUUCUCUCCGUUUCAAGGUUGGAAAAUGGUGCUAAAUUUAGCAUUACCAAGUGUGUUAUCAGUAUGUUUGGAAUGGUGGUGGUAUGAAAUCAUGCUCUUCCUCUGUGGGUUGUUACAAAAUCCCAAAGCCAGUGUGGCGGCAAUGGGGAUACUCAUACAAACAACGGGGCUUCUGUAUGUGUUCCCACACGCGCUCAGCAUGGGCCUAUCAACGCGUAUAGGACAUGAGCUAGGAGCAAGUCAGCCCAAUAAGGCUCAACGAUUGGCUGUCCUUGGGUUAGUUUCAGGCUUAACUAUGGGUGUGACAGCUUUCGGACUCACUAUAGUAGUGAGAUCAGUCUGGGGGAAGAUGUACACUUCAGAGCCAGAAAUUCUGUCUUUAAUUUCAGUAGCACUUCCUGUUCUGGGGUUUUGUGAGAUCGGAAACUGUCCACAGACAGCUGCCUGCGGGGUUUUGACAGGUUCAGCAAGGACUAAAAUAGGUGCAAAAAUUAACUUUGUGGCGUUCUACUUGGUUGGCUUACCUGUAGCAGUUGCUAUGGCAUUUUGGGUCAAGGUUGGAUUUAUCGGUCUGUGGUUUGGGCUCGCAGCAGCUCAAGCCGCUUGUAUGUGCAUGAUGAUAUAUACAUUGAUCACAACGGAUUGGAGACAUCAGGCAAAGAGGUCUGAGGAGUUAACACAAGUAGCAGAGGAAACUGAGGACUUGGAAACAGGACUCUUAUCUUGAGGUUUUCAUGGCUAAGUAAAUAUGAAUUGGUCUUUUUUGGGGGUGCAAACUGCAAUUUUUUUGGAGGAGAUUUAUUUCUGGGACGGUAAAAUCCUCGGUCAAGGAAACGGAAGGAGAAAUAAUAACAACGGAUUUCAUAGAGUUUAUUAUGCAACGAAAAAUUACUACUAUACUAACAUUUUGUACAGCAGGCGAAAACCGCCUUCUAUGAAUAUUGCUCCCUUAACAGAGUAAGGGAUCACAAUGUACCUUCUCUAUACCAAAUUUUGCGAGUUUUAUUAAUACCAAUUGGCUAUCUUAGUCUUCGAGUGUACAAAAGGGUGAAAGUUUAUCUAUCUUAAUCAGCUCAAACAAACAAGUAACAACCCAUGAUCGGUAUAGAAAGGCAUUCUCCAUUGCUCCAGUAUAAACAAAAAUAUACGAAGUAUAGUUUACUCUUGUUAUUUCCGGUGAUGUUCCAUGUCUACUAGAACCGCCGUU